AGCAGCCGCAGCCGGAGGAGCUCGCCGAGGCCGCCGAAGACGACCAUGGGGUUCUGGGCGACGACGCUCAUCUUCGUCCUCGCCGGCGUCGCCGCAUCCCUCUUCACGCUCCUCUGCUGCAACCGCGGGCCCUCCACAAACCUGUUCCAUUUGACCUUGGUGACUACAGCUGUAAUUUGUUGCUGGAUGAUGUAUGCAAUCGUCUACCUUGCUCAGAUGAAGCCAUUGAUCAACCCCAUUCUGAGCGGAGAGUGAGCGCUGCAUCUGUAUUGAACAGAACGAAAGCGAGACCUGCUGUACCAUUGUUCAGUCCGUGAACUUUAUAUUCAUUUUGGCCCCACCUGAUGAAAUAAAUAAAUAAACUGCCAUGAUUUUUUUGGUGCCACUCUUCACCCGUGAUUAGUGUAUGCAAUUGCAUGAUAUACGCAGUAAUAACAUAUAAAUAUCUAUGUAUCGAUGAUGUGCUUGAAUUGGGGUGUCUCGUGCGCGUUCCCAA
Molecule: messenger RNA, 496 nt
Organism: Zea mays
Lineage: Eukaryota; Viridiplantae; Streptophyta; Magnoliopsida; Poales; Poaceae
Product: V-type proton ATPase subunit e1
Exons: 3
Coding region: 46-255 (69 amino acids)
Biological process (GO): proton transmembrane transport
Cellular component (GO): proton-transporting V-type ATPase, V0 domain
Molecular function (GO): proton-transporting ATPase activity, rotational mechanism
Source: RefSeq, marked validated